Molecule: messenger RNA, 225 nt
Organism: Apiotrichum porosum
Lineage: Eukaryota; Fungi; Basidiomycota; Tremellomycetes; Trichosporonales; Trichosporonaceae
Exons: 2
Coding region: 1-225 (74 amino acids)
Source: RefSeq, a predicted model, not a curated record
AUGUUCGAGGACCCCAUCCAAAUCGGCGACGACCUGUACCUGGACGACGACGAAAUCCUGACCGACGGUAUUGGCCGCCAACAUGACGCUUGCUGUACGGGUGAUGCCUCUGGUAACAACAAGAGUGUUUCUUUGGGGCGUUGGGGUACCACGUAUGCGUGUACUGUGGACGCACCGAGUGGCACAAACGCAAGGGAGCGUAAAACCUACAUACCCGCCGAAUAG